Cynara cardunculus var. scolymus (artichoke) is the source of this 1383-nucleotide messenger RNA. Its product is annotated as nudix hydrolase 15, mitochondrial. Bases 22 to 897 code for a protein of 291 amino acids. Gene Ontology annotation, molecular function: acetyl-CoA hydrolase activity; coenzyme A diphosphatase activity. NCBI's taxonomy places the organism in Eukaryota, Viridiplantae, Streptophyta, Magnoliopsida, Asterales, Asteraceae. The record is from RefSeq and is a predicted model, not a curated record. Gene Ontology annotation, biological process: coenzyme A catabolic process. The transcript is spliced from 4 exons.
GUACUACCAUAAUCAGAAUACAUGCUCUUGCUAUCGAGAAAGGUAUCGUCUUUGUCAAUCUCAAUAACGUCACCAUCAUUAUUCCCUGUUUCUCUCUCUAGACUGACGAACAUGACUUCAAUCAACAACAGCGACGGGGCUUUAUCCAGGCUAGCGCUGUUAGCUCGGCAGCUUCGCCUCUACAAGCGGCCGCCGUCGCCGGGUUUUGAUGGUGAUGGUGAUGAUGAUGGUGAUAAGGGGGUUUCUCAAGUGGGUUUUCCGGAAUCCGUGACCUCUGUCGCUGAUCAGCCGCCGGAAAAAUUUAUCUCAAAUAGAGCUGCUGUUUUGAUUUGCCUUUUUGAAGGGAAGAACGAUGAUGGUGAUGGUCUUCGUGUGAUUCUUACUAAACGAUCUUCUGGGCUCUCUACUCAUUCAGGUGAAGUUUCAUUGCCCGGAGGAAAAGCAGAGGAAGAUGAUGUAGAUGAUGCUGACACAGCAACAAGGGAAGCAAAAGAAGAGAUAGGGCUCAACCCUUCACUUGUAAAUGUAGUGGCAAUUCUUGAACCAUUCUUGUCUAAGCACCUUCUCAGAGUAAUUCCAGUUAUUGGCAUACUUUCUGAUCAAAAUGCAUUCACUCCAACUCCCAACAUUGCCGAAGUAGAUGAUGUCUUUGAUGCUCCUUUAGACAUGUUUCUCAAGGAUGAAAAUCGAAGAUCUGAAGAAAGAGAAUGGAUGGGAGAUAGGUAUCUGGUUCAUUACUUCGACUAUGAAACGGGUGGUAAGAAGUAUAUGAUUUGGGGUCUUACUGCUGGGAUUUUGAUUCGAGCUGCAUCAAUUGUGUACCAAAGACCACCAGCUUUCCUUGAACAGAGUCCCAAGAUUCCUAGAGUCCUAAACAAGGGCACUAUAUUGCCUUAAAACUUUUACUGCAACCCUCACAUGGUCUUUUUUUCUUACUUUACCCAAAUAAAACACCAUCCACCUGGAUUCGUUGACCUUUUAUUAUCAUUCUGUCUAUAUGAUUUCAAGACCAUGCCCCAAUGGGAAUCCAUAUAAAAUUUGGUGGAUCAUCUUGCAGAAUUUCUCAGGUUGGUCACUUUUUACAUGGGUUCCACCUUUCUGUUACCAUCUUUAUAUAAGCCUAUAUUUUCACAGAUUUAAAUAUGGACUUCCCAAGAAGUUAUUAACCUUCUUGACCGAUGCAUUUCAGUUUUUUUCUCUCUGUAUUUUCACUUGAUGUCAGAUGUAUCACGCUACUAUUACUCGACAUCACUUUUCUCCAGAGUGCUUUUUACUUGUGUGACCUAUUUGCUGUACAUUAGUCUUAAAUGUUCUUGUUAUUGUAGUUGCAUGUAGUAUGUACUGUGCUUCUUUUGUUUUAUAUUUCAUGUCCCCUUGUUUGUG